Psilocybe cubensis is the source of this 1593-nucleotide messenger RNA. RefSeq lists its product as uncharacterized. Gene Ontology annotation, molecular function: heme binding; monooxygenase activity; iron ion binding. The transcript has 12 exons. The record is from RefSeq and is a predicted model, not a curated record. NCBI's taxonomy places the organism in Eukaryota, Fungi, Basidiomycota, Agaricomycetes, Agaricales, Agrocybaceae. Bases 1 to 1593 code for a protein of 530 amino acids.
AUGAACCCCCUGAAAUCAUUAAGAUUUCAGGACUUCAGCGACAUUCUCCCUCUCACCUUUGCGGGACUUGUCUUGCUCACUCUAAUUCUGUUCAAGUCACGAAGAAGUGUGAAGACGACAAAGUUACGAGGUCCAAAGAAUCAGAGCUACUUGUUCGGCUUAUACCAGUUCUUGAAUGAAACUGAAGAUGCGGGUCUCGUGUAUGAAGCUUGGGCAAGAGAAUAUGGGCCUACAUAUACUGUUCCGGGAGGCUUUGGGUCUAGUCGGAUCGUUAUUUGCGAUCCGCGAGCAAACGCGCAUUUCUAUUCAAAGGAGACAUUUGGCUAUGUACAGACCAAGUUAUCUCGAACAUUCAUUAAGAAUCUGUUUGGUCGGGGACUGCUUUGGGCCGAGGGAGAUAGUCAUCGCAGGCAACGCAAAGCCUUAUCUCCAGCAUUCAGCAAUGCCGCUAUCAGGAAACUGACUCCAGUGUUUUAUGACGCUGCCUACAAGAUGAAAGCAAUAUGGGAUUCCGCAUUAGAUGCCGGUUCGGGGGAAGCGUUGAUAGAUGUUCAAGUAUGUCUCGAUUCAGUCGGUAUCGCAGGUUUUGGCCAUGAUUUCCAUGCGCUAGAAGGAAAGAACUCUCCCGUAGUGGACGUUUUCGAAUCCUUUUCCGAUGAAGACACAAGCUGGCUCUCACGAUUUGUGUUCCUGAUGGGGCCCGUUCUUCCCGUCCUACAAAACUUACCCACAGCUCAAAACAGGACACUCAAGCGCCUACGAGAAACAAUGGGCGACAUAGCCGAUGAGCUCUUGGUCAGGAAUAGGAAAGCGAAAGAAGGGAAAUCGGUGUCGGAGGAAAAAUCGAUUAUAGGUCUUCUUAUCAAAGCAGAAUCGAGCAACUCCUCUUUGGGAAUGUCCCAGGAAGAAAUUUUAGCCCAGAAUGUAUUAUUGCUUGCUGGAUACGAAACAACUUCCAUCAGCCUUACGUGGGCCCUUAUUGAGCUGUCCAGGCAACCUCAGAAACAAGAAAUGCUAAGGGAGGAACUUUCACAGUACAUCAACGAAGAUCCUACUUUUGAUCAACUGUCGACGGGCCUCCCGUAUUUAGACGCAGUCGUCCAGGAGAUUUUGCGCCUCCAUCCCCCUGUUAGCGAGACAACGCGAAUAGCCGCCGAGGACGACAUCAUGCCGUUCUCUUCUCCAAUUUCGACCUCGACGGGGGAUCAAGUAUCCUCUCUUGUUAUCAAAAAGGGAACUGUCGUUACUUCGCCAAUUCGGUACAUGAAUCGAGCGGAGGCCUUUUGGGGACCCAAUGCACGGCAAUUCGAGCCCGAGCGAUGGCUUUCCGCGGAUGGGUGCCUUCAGGCGAAAGACAAUCCAGGACAGCGACAUAUACUCACUUUCUCUGACGGACCACGGACGUGUUUGGGACGCAGCUUUGCAUUAACAGAGUUCAAGGCUGUUCUUGCUGUCCUUGUUAGGAACUACACGUUCGAACUUCCUGAUGGUCCAGACACGAAAAUUAUCAGGCACCCAUCUAUCCUGCCGAGACCUAAAAUUUUAGGGGAAGUAGGCGCAAGAGUUCCAUUGAAAAUAAGACGGGUAGAGUAA